CGUCCACGUGUAGAAGAAAUAUCGUAGCCUUCCACUGAAACCCUAGGGUUUCUUAUUCACGGUGGAGAAUUAAAACAGAGCCUCCUCUUUCACUUUGGUGUCUCUCAUCUCUUCCACCUUUGGCUUCUCUUUCAGAUCUCAAAGAUGUAUACAUCAAGGAAGAAGAUCCACAAAGAUAAGGAUGCUGAACCAACAGAAUUUGAGGAGUCUGUUGCGCAGGCAUUCUUUGAUUUGGAGAAUACCAAUCAAGAUCUGAAAAGUGACCUUAAAGAUCUCUAUAUUAAUUCUGCAGUCCAAAUUGAUGUUUCUGGGAGCCGGAAAGCUGUUGUUAUCCAUGUCCCAUAUAGAUUGAGGAAAGCUUUCCGCAAGGUUCAUGUUAAGCUUGUGAGGGAACUUGAAAAGAAGUUCAGUGGCAAGGAUGUGAUUCUUAUUGCCACCCGGAGGAUAUUAAGGCCUCCAAAGAAAGGUUCUGCAGUUCAGAGGCCACGCAGCCGCACAUUGACUGCUGUACAUGAGGCAAUGCUAGAAGAUGUUGUCUUACCUGCUGAGAUUGUUGGGAAGCGCACUAGAUAUAGAAUUGAUGGAUCAAAGAUAAUGAAGGUGUAUUUGGACCCCAAGGAGCGAAAUAACACAGAGUACAAGCUUGAGACGUUUUCUGCAGUUUACCGGAAGCUUGCUGGAAAGGAUGUCGUGUUUGAGUUCCCAGUGACGGAGGCAUAGAUAGUCCUUUUUAAGUGUUGUGAAACCUUAUUUCUGGUUAAAAUUUUGACAUUUUUAAGAGUUGGUAAGCAAAGUCAUAUGGAUUAUAUUUCCUUGUUAUGAUUUAGUUUGUGGUAUGCAUUGGGAUGGUGUAGGAUUGAGCUUAAAAUGGUUAUUAUUGUUUGACAAA
Messenger RNA from Gossypium raimondii (Peruvian cotton), 889 nucleotides. Its product is annotated as 40S ribosomal protein S7. Gene Ontology annotation, molecular function: structural constituent of ribosome. Gene Ontology annotation, cellular component: ribosome; small-subunit processome; 90S preribosome. The transcript is spliced from 6 exons. Bases 145 to 720 code for a protein of 191 amino acids. The record is from RefSeq and is a predicted model, not a curated record. Lineage: Eukaryota; Viridiplantae; Streptophyta; Magnoliopsida; Malvales; Malvaceae. Gene Ontology annotation, biological process: ribosomal small subunit biogenesis; translation; rRNA processing.